Messenger RNA from Triticum urartu, 2592 nucleotides. RefSeq lists its product as uncharacterized. Lineage: Eukaryota; Viridiplantae; Streptophyta; Magnoliopsida; Poales; Poaceae. The record is from RefSeq and is a predicted model, not a curated record.
CCCGUCGUCCUCCCGAAGCGCGCCGACGCCGAGGGCUUCGUCUCGUCCCUGCGCUCGCCGGACGACGCCGAUGCCGUUUGCAAGAAAUACGGCAUCCCGAGGGACCACUACACCGCGCGCCCCGCCGGCGACCUGCGCGCGUGCUCGCCCCCGCCGCCGGGGUGCGUCUGCGUGUACGCGCACGCGCUGGAGGCCGGGAUGCGCGUCCCGCUGCACCCCUUCUUCUGCGAGGCGCUCGCCCACUUCGGCGUCGCGCCGACGCAGCUCGCGCCCAACGCGUGGCGCAUCAUGGCGGGCUUCCUCGUGCUCUGCCGCUCCGCCGGCGUGCCGCCGUCGCUCGCGGUGUUCCGGCGUUUCUUCCUGCUGUCCGUCCUCAACCUCAAGCAGAAAAAAAGAUGGUACUACUUCAAACCCAGUUUCAGGGACGGCCCCGGCUUGCGCUUCACGGGGUUGCCACAUUCCAUCUACGGCUGGAAGCGCGGCUUCUUCUUCCUCUCGUCGCCGACCCCGUGGCCUUGUCCUGUGGAGUGGGGCGAGCCGUCCAAGAGCUCCUUCAUGGAGCCGGUGCUUACAGACGAGGAGAAGAAAUCCGUGGCGAAGCUGCUAGGUGCUAACGGCGGCGCCGCCGUUGAUAUCAGGACAUGUUUGUGCGACAGCAACCUUGCCGCUGCCGUGGCAACGGCCGCCCCUCCGCCGCCGCCCUCUACUCGUUCCAAUUCCAAAGGGAUGGAUUCCGCCGUCUACGACAUGAUGAAGACCAUGCUGGCGGAGAAGAUGGCCAGGCAAGCGUCGGCAUCGGCAAAGAAGGUGAAAGCAGAGCCAGGGUCGUCGCCGUUGUGCGGGAAGAAAGGGAACCUGGACGAUGCCAACGACGAGGACGCUCCACCUGCCGCCCGUGGCCACUCGGUGCCUACCAGCGUGUGUUCGCUACUGCCGGGGGCCUCUCGGCAGCCACAAGACUUCGCCGACGGAGACGGCACAGACUGGGAGGCUGCACGGGAGCUGCUGCAGGGCGCCGUCGCGCCACCGCAGCAGCGCGUGUUUGCGGCGACCGAGCCAUCAGACGUCGUCGCGUCGAGCUAUGUUGCGAUUCUCCAGGCGGCGAACUACGUGUCGUUCUCCUUGGACUACGCUCUGGAGCUGGAAGAGAAGCUGUUGGCGCGUGAGGCGGAGAUCGCCGCGCUGCAGAAGCAGCUGGAGGAGGCCAAGGGCGAGCUCGCCACGGCGAAGGUGCGGCGGAGGUAGUCCAGGAAGCACUUACCACCAGAGCAGUGGUGCCGCUCAAUGGCAGGAGUGCCCACGUCGCACCUUCAGCAAGUCCGGCAAGUCGUUUCAGCGUCCCACACACAUCUUUCGCGUGCUUCCCUACAUCGUAAUCGAGUGAUCCGUUUUCGUUGGGGAAACGUUUACACCCGCCGCACCGGCCGAGUCUUCCGCUGGUCAAGGGAGACGCGAUUCAAGGGUAGCCUGCAACAUUUCAAGUUUUAGCAUAAGACUCCUUGACUGUGUUGACCUCUGCAGUCUACCCUCUCCAAGAGUAGCUGCAACAUUUCAAGUUUUAGCAUAAGGCUCCUCGGGAAUCCAGGUGUGUGGACAGAAGUGUCGAGUCACAAAUCAGCUCCGUGGAACCCGUGAACACUCCUCUUUCUCAUUUUCUCAUCUAGACCUAGAGUAACACCAACGUGAAACCCGUGUUUUGUUCGCUUUUCGUUUGUUAGUGUCGACCGUCCGUCCCCUUUUGCGUUUAGAUCCAAACUUAUUUUUGUCCUCGCGGCGGGUCUGCCGUGUAACAAAAUACAAACAUAUUACAUAGUUUCACAACCAAACAAAUAUAUCAUAACUUACAAGCCAAAUAAAAAUAUUAUAGUUUACAAGACAAAUAAAAAUUCAAUUGUCUCAGAUACAUUUUUAAAACGAUACGUCAAUUGGCUGCCAAUGUGAGCUCGCAUAUGCCCAACCAAAUCAUUUAGCAGCUGAAUGCGAGUUUCCCAAUCACGCAUUUGAUGAUGAAAUUGGAUGAACUGUGCAAGCGUUGCCGCUUCUCCAUGCUCAGGCACAACAUUGUCAGCCUAAAACCAAAACCCUUGGUCGUAGAUACGUUUUGGGCGCUCAUCCUCUACGAUCAUAUUGUGCAUGGUCACACAAUCAGUCAUUGCCUCCCACAACUUCUUGAUGCUUCAAGUUCUAGUAGGAUACCGAACGAUGCCCCAUCGUGAUUGCAGAACACCGAAGCACGCUCCAUAUCCUUCCUAGCACUCUCUUGCGACUGGGCAAAUCUCUUCCUCUACUCUCCUAUAGGGUUGGAGAUUGUCUUCACUAGAGUAUUCCACUGAGGAUAGAUACUGUCAGCUAGAUAGUAUCCUUUGUUGUAGUUUUGGCCAUUGAUAUUAACACCGACCUCCGGUUUUUGUCUGAUGAGGCAGUCACUCUAGAGCCCUUUAUUUGGGAUUUCCUGUUUAUGAACGUCUGUGUCACUCAAAUUGCUCUUGACAUGAGAGUAUCACCGUUUCAAUUGGGUCAGUUGAUGUCGUGUUUGGAUUUAAUUAGUUGACUUAUAAUGCGGUCAAAAAUUGCUUCUUGGCUCCUAGAAAG